Molecule: messenger RNA, 5264 nt
Organism: Cavia porcellus (domestic guinea pig)
Lineage: Eukaryota; Metazoa; Chordata; Mammalia; Rodentia; Caviidae
Gene: Fgf6
Product: fibroblast growth factor 6
Exons: 3
Coding region: 306-932 (208 amino acids)
Biological process (GO): positive regulation of gene expression; animal organ morphogenesis; cell differentiation
Cellular component (GO): cytoplasm
Molecular function (GO): fibroblast growth factor receptor binding; growth factor activity
Source: RefSeq, a predicted model, not a curated record
GGCUGACGUCAGGCUGAUGCUGGGUGGAAGGGAGGGCCGGCUGCUGUGCUAUAAAGAUAGGUCAAAUCAAAUGGAAUCACCUCGGGCACAGCGAACAGGAGAGUGUGACAGUCCCCGAGCCAUGGGCUCAGCCUGGGUCCCUGUGCUGUCAAGCCGAGCGCCUGAAUCAGGUUUUGGUUUCAUGUCAGCAGCCUUCAUCUGCCUUCCAAAAAUAAGCCCCUGCCGCCAUGCCGAGGGGAGAAAAACAAGAAGGGCGGUAUUUUUAGGGCCAUUAAUUCUGACCACGUGCCUGAGAGGCAAGGUGGAUGGCCCUGGAACAGAGGCUGUUCAUCACUAUGUCCCGGACAGCAGGCCAUCUCCAGCGCACACUGCAAGCUCUUGUCUUCCUUGGUAUCCUAGUGGGCAUGGUAGUGCCCUUGCCGGCGGGCACCCGUGCCAACAGCACACUGCUGGACUCAAGGGACUGGAGCAAACUGCUGUCCAGGUCUCGUGCAAGGCUAGCUGGAGAGAUCGCCGGAGUGAACUGGGAAAAUGGCUAUUUAGUAGGGAUCAAGCGACAGCGGCGUCUCUACUGCAACGUGGGCAUUGGCUUUCACCUCCAGGUGCCCCUCAACGGCCACAUCAGUGGAACCCACGAAGAGAACCCCUACAGCCUGCUGGAAAUUUCCACAGUGGAGCAAGGGGUGGUGAGUCUCUUUGGAGUGAGAAGUGCUCUCUUUGUUGCCAUGAACAGGAGAGGAAGAUUAUACACAACGCCCAGCUUCCAAAACGAAUGCAAGUUCAGAGAAAUCAUUCUGCCCAACAAUUACAACGCCUAUGAGUCAGACUUGUUCCGAGGGACCUACAUUGCACUGAGCAAAUAUGGACGGGUAAAGAGGGGCAACAAAGUGUCCCCAAUGAUGACCGCCACUCACUUCCUUCCCAGGAUAUAAAGGCACAUAAACAAAGGUUCACAUAUGGAAUUCUGCAUGAGCAAACAAUCCCCCCAAUCUCCCAUGACUUCUCAGUCAGACUUAUCUUGUGCCUGGGGAGACCUGGGUUGGAUUUCCUUGGCCAGUGGACCCCAUGGCAUGUAACCCACUCCAGGGGCUGCAACAGACACCAUAGAAUGGCAAUGGAGCCUGUUCUUAGAACUCAUCUGUGGUGAGAAGGUGUUGGUGACGCUUGUGGAAUGUGAGCAUGUGCACAGGACAGGGCCAGGGUGGGCGAGUGUAUGUCAGUGUAUAUCCAUACAUCUCCAUGUAUAUUCUCAGAGCAGAGGCAUCUCAAAGCAUCAAGUUUCUCUCGCUCAGCGUCAUCACUGCAGGAAUUCGCCUGUAAGAAUGUCACCUGCCAAACCAGGAGGACUGAUGUGUCCUGCCAUUCUGCCACUUUCCAGCCAUCUUUUCAUUCAGAGGCCACUAACUGCACGGACCAUGCUGGUGGCCAGGAGCAGCUGUCCUCCAAAUGCAGAGAGGGCAGGCAGGGAGGGCAUAAGGGUUAACUGCAAGCCAGAAAAGGAGUGACAAGAUGCCCCAAAUCUUGAUGGGGCUCUGGGGUGCUGGGAUGCACCAUCAGGGAAGGUGGGGAAAGAGCUCCUGCUAGGUAGAGAGCUGUGCAGAGCGGGUGAGGAAGUCCGCCGAAGGCAGAAGAGGCACUGGAUGUUCUGUGACAGCCCUUCUGCCUGGAGGACUCAACACUAGUGUGUGGCUUCCAGGACAAGCAAGGGCCAGGCUGCCUGCCUGUGGCUUUUCCUCACUUUGAACCGGAACUUAUUUUAACCUCAGAUGACAAGGAUCCUAAUAAUGGCAACCUCUUUGGCAAGGAAGGGGCUGCAAAAUAGGGCAUGAAGGAAGUAGAGAGGCUUUGGACUGCAAACGAUCAUUCCUCUCCAAGUAUGUCCAGGAAACUCGCCCAAGUUCUCAUCUGAUACUGUCACUUCCUUCUUGGGCACCUUCCUCUCGCAUACGCACUGCAGCCUGGAUUCAAUAGAAUGGACACUGUGACCUCCAGAGUUUGUCCCCUCUGCUCCCUACAGUAGGAAAGGAGUGCUAAUCCUGUGAAAUCAAGCAGCCAAGCUGAGACAGAUCCUUGCAGCACAAUGCCUUCUGGUGUCCUCUCCUUUGAGAGUAUUUAAAGCAGAGGUUCCCCAAGUAACUAUAAAUGUGGUCUGCCUGGAGCCUUUGGAUUCCUGAACCAGUGGAAUGUUCCUAAAUCUGAAACCAGAGAGAGCCGUAUGGGAGUGCAAAUAUGUUCGGCAUAUGUGAACCCAUUGAGUUACAAAAUGACCUGACACCCUCUGCUACUCUUGGGGCCCCGACCUGCAAGACAAUCCUUCAUCUGUUGCAAAUACCUUCAUCUCCAACAUGCCUCUCUAUUCACAGAGGAAUCCAUCUAUAGAUAGAUCUGGGCUGAGCGAUUCUGAACUGAAGACAGAGGUUGGUAACCCACAGGAGAGACACUAUAUUAGCCUCCUCCUCUGCCCUGCUAGUGGGACAUGGGCUGGGUGGGGAGGAAAAGGCCACACCAAGAUAAGCUAAGGUUUAAUAGCCAGUAGAUGCUCAGGAGCACAUGUAAACAUGAUAAAGUCUCAGAUGGAAACUAGAAGAAGCUGAGUUUUGAGUCAGGUAAAAGUUGGGGGGAAAUUCACCCAUCUUGACAUUUGAAAGCUGACAAUUUUUAAAGAAGUCUUGCCCAGUGUAAUCAGUCUCUUCAAUAGAUCACAUCAGAAAUGGAGGUAUGCAGAACCUCAAACAUGCAUCCAUUCCUGUUGUAACUGGGAGCACAAGACCCCUGGGAAGAUGCUGGACUGGGACCCAGAUAGGAGAGAAAAUGCUAGGUCCCAAGGCUCCUUCCUUCAUAAAUCUAGUUCAAUUGGUCUGAGAGGAAGCAGUCUUCUAAAGAGAAUCUGCCAGGCCCGGGAUUGCUAGACUUUCUUAGAUCGCUCUAGAAUUUUCAAAAAAAUAGCCCAGAUCCUGAAAAGAGGUCUCAUUGAUUAUGUCUAUCCUCCCUUUUCAUGCUAGGCGUAAGACAGAGAAGCUGUAAAAUGCCUACAAUAAGGCAGGUUUGGGUGUUCAGCCUCUAUGUAGCAGUAACCGCAGACUGAUUUUCUAUGCCUGGUGCUGAUUAGGAGGCGCUGAGCAUCUGUUCCAACUUGUAGCAGGGCCUGUGGGGUGUUAGUUGUGAAGCAGUUUGGGUAUUAGCCCAGGAUGCAGGGAUAAAUGGUUGCUGGUUUUGAAACUUUUCAUGCAAAAGUAUUCGCUCAAGGGCUUUAUCUUUGACCUAUACGUGAUUUGGGCUUAAGAAAAGUCAGUGCCCAUCCACAGAAGUGGGUUAAGGGAUGGCAGCGGAAUAAGAUCAGCAAGGAGCAAGCAUCUCAGUCCCUUCUCUCAGGCUACUCUUCACAGGUGUAGAGUUUUCCUACCUGGCCACUUGGCCACUGAGCCUUAAACUUGGUCAUAAGCCCCAUGGAUUCAAAAUGCUGCAGCAAAUGUUGCCAUGGGUGGGCAAACAGAGUGAGCUCCUCUCGCUCACAAAUAUGCUGUACUAAGAAGUAUUUGGGUCCUUCCUAUCCCAAAUCCUGAGCAAUAACCCUGGUUUACAGAUUUGUCUUUGUUUAUUUCCCAAGAUUAGGGAAUUGAACUUAGAAGAACUCUACCUCUGAGCUAGAAUCCCAGUCCUAUUAUUGUUACUAUUAUUUUGAGACAGGAACUAGUUACAUUGCCCAAACUAUCCUCAGCCCUGCAGUCCUCCCAACUCACCUUACGAGUAGCUGGGAAUGCAGCUAACUGGCUUCUCUUUGGUCCUGAAUCUUCUUUGGCAGCUCCACACAAACUUGGGGUUCCAAGAGCCAAGAGAUUGUUUUACCAUUUCUUUAAGUACAAACCAUAAAGAAAAGAACAGCUUUCCCGCAUAUGUUUGGAGAUCUUUUCACCUGAGAGGAGAUCAGCUCAGAAACAAGGGAGGCCUAGGACCUUCGUAAAACCUCCAUCUUCCUCAGGGAAGUGGACUGACCUCAUGGUUCUAGGAAACCAGAGAAUUCUAAGUCCCUUGCUCAAACUGUUGAUUAUGUUUGUCUCACUAUUCGCAUUCACUCUCCCUCUCCACUUCCUAUACAGCUUUUAACUUCCCUUGGAAGGCAGGAUUUAAUUUUAUGAUGAAUACCACCUAAUCCUUGUCCUGCAGAGCCUCCUCCUCAGCGGCCACCUCACAGCUCCUCCAGCACUCAUAAUUACCCUCAUGUAGGCCUUGGUUAAGGUCACCCUGUGGCUUAGGAAAGAGAAUGUUUUAUCUCAUCAUCUGAUUCAGGAUAUCAAUCUCUCUCUUCACUAGACAUACAGUAGCGAGCUCCCUCCAGGCUGGUCCUCAAGCCUGUCCCCAGUCUUUCCCUAGGCAGCGUGGAAAUCUCCUUCCACUCUCUGGGCCCUUUUUCUCUAAGACCUCAGAUCCUCCCAGUUCUCCCUGUGCAAGGCCUGACGGAAGAAGGGCAUGGAAGCACCAAUGGGCUGCUCUUCUUUCUCCCCGUGUCUGACACCCACUGCCUUUGCUGUGCUAUGCAGUGGUCACUGAGGCAGACAUAGCUACCAAAUGCAGUCGCUGACCUGAGACCCCACAGUGUCCUCUCUGCCCUGUGUUCCCUUCUUUCCCAUUCCAUCUGGACACAAACUGGGAAAGUCCUCCACCUCUCUGUGUCUGUGCUUUUCCCCAAGCACUGGGCUGAUGGCUGCUGAGGACAUGUCUCCACCACUUGCCACCCCUUGUAUCUCUCGUAAUUGUUCCUCCCUCCAUUCCCAGAAAGAAUCAGCAAUGUCCCUGCCACGUCUCUGAAAAGCUCCCAAAAUAGGAAUUUUCAGGAUAAAACUAGAAUAGACAAAAUUACCCCAGAGCACGCUUAUACCUGAGUGGAUGAGUCUUUUCCCAGAGUAGGACGAGUCCAUGAUUGGGCCUCAGUCAGAUCCUGAGUCUAAUGCAGCGUGCAGACAGCCAGCACACGGUCCUGUUUGUAUACCUCAUUGAACUACUGAAAUUCCAGCCACAGAUAGCUGUAACUCAUUACGGACCUCAGGCUGGGUCCCGGUGCAGAGCUGUCCUCAACUUGAGUACAGCAGGAAAGAAAACCACAAGUUGUUCAGAUGUAUGCUUGUGAACUGUAAUGCUUCCAUUUUUUAAAAUAUGUAUGUGCUAUGCACAAACCAUAUCAUGUUCCAGCAAAAAGUAAAAGGUCUUUUUAUACGUUUCUCUAAACUGUUUGACUCUAUCCCUCCUAUUAAAACAGAUGGCAAAUC